Messenger RNA from Canis lupus familiaris (dog), 2633 nucleotides. It is a transcript of the gene FUT8, whose product is annotated as fucosyltransferase 8. Lineage: Eukaryota; Metazoa; Chordata; Mammalia; Carnivora; Canidae. Gene Ontology annotation, cellular component: Golgi cisterna membrane. Gene Ontology annotation, molecular function: glycoprotein 6-alpha-L-fucosyltransferase activity; protein binding. Gene Ontology annotation, biological process: protein N-linked glycosylation. The record is from RefSeq and is marked validated.
CAUGUAGAGUCCAUGAAGCACAGGACAAUAAAGCUUCCUACUCAUACCACCAGGAGGAUCUCUUUGAAAGAUUCACUACAGGACUACCAGAGACACCAAGUCUGAAGCAUCAUGUGUUGAAACAACAGAAGGCUACUACUUUUGCACUAGCUAGAAACAGAGUUAUGAUGUUUUCAAUUCUUUGAGCUCCAGGAAGCCAGGAGAGUGAGUUGAAAAUCUGAAAAUGCGGCCAUGGACUGGUUCCUGGCGUUGGAUUAUGCUCAUUCUUUUUGCCUGGGGGACCUUGCUAUUUUAUAUAGGUGGUCACUUGGUACGAGAUAAUGACCACCCUGAUCACUCUAGCCGAGAACUGUCCAAGAUUCUGGCAAAGCUUGAACGUUUAAAACAGCAAAAUGAAGACUUGAGGCGAAUGGCUGAAUCUCUCCGGAUACCAGAAGGUCCCAUCGACCAGGCGCCAGCUUCAGGAAGGGUUCGUGCUUUAGAAGAACAGCUUUUGAAGGCCAAAGAACAGAUUGAAAAUUAUAAGAAACAAACUAGAAAUGGUCUGGGGAAGGAUCAUGAAAUCCUAAGGAGGAGGAUUGAAAAUGGAGCUAAAGAGCUCUGGUUUUUUCUACAAAGUGAAUUAAAGAAAUUAAAGAAUUUAGAAGGAAAUGUACUCCAAAGACAUGCAGAUGAAUUUCUGUCAGAUUUGGGACAUCAUGAAAGGUCUAUAAUGACGGAUCUAUACUACCUCAGUCAAACAGAUGGAGCAGGUGAUUGGCGGGAAAAAGAGGCCAAAGAUCUGACAGACCUGGUCCAGCGGAGAAUAACAUACCUUCAGAAUCCCAAGGACUGCAGCAAAGCCAAGAAGCUGGUAUGUAAUAUCAACAAAGGCUGUGGCUAUGGCUGUCAACUCCAUCAUGUGGUCUAUUGCUUCAUGAUUGCAUAUGGUACUCAGCGAACACUCAUCUUGGAAUCUCAGAAUUGGCGCUAUGCUACUGGUGGAUGGGAAACAGUGUUUAGACCUGUAAGUGAGACCUGUACAGACAGAUCUGGCACCUCCACUGGACACUGGUCAGGUGAAGUAAAGGACAAAAAUGUUCAGGUGGUUGAGCUCCCCAUUGUAGACAGUCUUCAUCCUCGUCCACCAUAUUUACCCCUGGCUGUACCAGAAGACCUUGCAGAUCGGCUUGUACGAGUCCAUGGUGAUCCUGCAGUGUGGUGGGUGUCCCAGUUUGUCAAAUACUUGAUCCGCCCACAACCCUGGCUAGAAAAGGAAAUAGAAGAGGCUACCAAGAAGCUUGGCUUCAAACAUCCAGUUAUUGGAGUCCAUGUCAGACGUACAGACAAAGUAGGAACAGAAGCAGCUUUCCAUCCCAUUGAGGAAUACAUGGUACACGUUGAAGAACAUUUUCAGCUUCUCGCUCGAAGAAUGCAAGUGGAUAAAAGAAGAGUGUAUUUGGCUACGGAUGACCCUUCUUUAUUAAAGGAGGCAAAAACAAAGUACCCCACUUAUGAAUUUAUUAGUGAUAACUCUAUCUCUUGGUCAGCUGGACUACACAAUCGAUACACAGAAAAUUCACUUCGGGGUGUGAUCCUGGAUAUACACUUUCUCUCCCAGGCAGACUUCCUAGUGUGUACUUUUUCAUCCCAGGUCUGUCGAGUUGCUUACGAAAUCAUGCAAACACUUCAUCCUGAUGCUUCUGCAAACUUCCAUUCUUUGGAUGACAUCUACUAUUUUGGGGGCCAAAAUGCCCACAACCAGAUUGCUAUUUAUCCUCACCAACCUCGAACUGCAGAUGAAAUCCCCAUGGAACCUGGAGAUAUCAUUGGUGUGGCUGGAAAUCAUUGGGAUGGCUAUUCUAAAGGUGUCAACAGGAAACUGGGAAGGACGGGCCUAUAUCCCUCCUACAAAGUCCGAGAGAAGAUAGAAACGGUCAAGUACCCCACAUAUCCUGAGGCUGAGAAAUAAAGUUUCAAUGGAAAAGAAGGACAGCUAAACUCAGUUCAAACCAUUUGAGCCAAACAGUAGAUGAAGAAGGCCCUGACUUUACAACACAUGGUGAAAUGAGUAGACAACUUCAAGCACCAGGUGCAGCUGGAAAUAACAGAUGCUUCACUCUUUGGAAUUACCCUUUAACUCUUUAAGGGCUACAAUGCCCUUAAACUCAUGCACAGUCCAAUAAUGUACUCACAUAUAACAUACAAACAGGUUGUUUUCUACUUUGCCCCUUCUUUCAAGAUUAUGUCCCCAUGAAACAAACACUGCCACAUUGUGUAAUUUAAGUGACACAGACAUUUUGUGUGAGACUUCAAACAUGGUGCCUAUAUCUGAGAGACCUACGUGACCUAAUGAGAAGACACAAAUAGCUCCCUACUGUGGGGAGGUUGAUUCUUAGCCAGUGGUGCUAUUGUAACCACUGAAUUCACUCCAAUCAACAGAUUCAGAAUGAGAAUGGAUGUUUUUGUCUGGAUUUUUUUUUUUAAGUAAUUACAUCAGUUCAUCCACUUCAUCAUUAAUAAGUGAAAGAUACAUCAAAAAAUAUUCACACUCCAUUAGGAACUUUUGUAAAACAAUGCCAUGAACAGAUCUUUAGUACUCAAUGUUUCUGGACAUUCUCUUUGAUAACAAAAAAAUAAAUUUUAAAAAGGAA